Messenger RNA from Monascus purpureus, 2785 nucleotides. Lineage: Eukaryota; Fungi; Ascomycota; Eurotiomycetes; Eurotiales; Aspergillaceae. The record is from the annotation of a GenBank genome assembly.
GUCCUGAGGCAUCACAUCGCGUCUCGCGUCCAGAAGCUGCAGUCGGCAACAACUGCCCAGUGCCAACGUCCAAUCUCGCCUUUCUUCAGCAUUGUUCCUCCUACGUAUCUUAUUGAAUAUCUUCGACGGGCCUCCAUUCUUUUGUCUGAAUUACUCUCCUGCUGCCCUGAUUACUGAACUCUGCUUGCAACGUUGGAAUUGGACAACUGCAUCUAUGCUCCUUCCGCGAAACCAAUAAACAAAACGGUGCUCGUUUUGUGUCUCGACAAGUGCCACAAUGGGCAUUAAAGGACUUCAUGGGCUUCUCAAGUCCAUCCAGAAGCCGUGUCACUUGAGGAAAUUCAGCGGCGAGACACUCGGAGUUGAUGCGUAUGGAUGGUUGCACCGUGGGACUGUUGCCUGCGCUGUGGACCUGGUCCUGGAUAGACCGACCACCAAGCACAUCGAUUUUGUACUCAACCGUGUGCGCAUGCUUAUCUUCUUCGGUGUUACACCGUAUCUCGUAUUUGAUGGCGAUAAUCUCCCGAGCAAAUCAGGAACUGAAUCCGAAAGACAAAAGAAGCGCGAGGAAAGCAAGGCCCUUGGUUUGGAGCUGUAUAAGAAGGGUCGAGUCGCCGAAGCCUACCAGGAGCUGCAAAAGGCAGUCGACGUGACCCCAUAUAUGGCGCGCCAGCUGAUCGAGGAGCUCAAGAAAAUGAAGGUCGAAUAUGUCGUGGCUCCUUACGAAGCGGACGCGCAGUUGGUAUUUUUGGAAAGACAAGGAAUCAUCAAUGGCAUAAUAUCUGAGGACUCGGACAUGCUUGUAUUCGGCGCACGGAGGCUUUUGUCCAAGCUGGACCAGCAUGGCGACUGCAUCGAGAUCAACCGAGCUGAUUUUGCGGCCUGUAAGGAAGUCAGCUUGGUCGGAUGGACCGAUGCCGACUUUAGACGCAUGUGCAUUCUGAGCGGGUGUGAUUACUUACCCAACAUAUCAAAACUGGGGUUGAAGACAGCCUACCGCAGUAUUCGGAAAUACAAAAAUGUGGAUAAGGCUCUGCGCAUGCUUCAACUGGAAGGGCAAUAUCGUGUCCCGGCGGAUUAUCUAGAAAACUUCAAGCAAGCAGAGCUCACCUUCCUCUACCAAAGGGUGUUUUGUCCAACUGCUGGGAAGCUGGUGACUCUUACUCCGCCCGAAACGGACGUUACACUGGAGAACCUUACAUUUAUUGGAGAUGAUAUGGAUCCAGAUAUCGCCACCGGGGUUGCUCGUGGAGACCUUGAUCCGACCACGAAACAACCGAUCUCGUUGAAGCCACCCAUGACUGGAAAAUGGGUUCCAAGCAUAGGCAGGCGUCAGACAUUCGGUUCAUCGGCUGACCUGAAAUCCAACAAGCCUAUAAGUUCCUUCUUUACUCCUAAGCGAGUGCCUCUGGCAGAGCUCGAUCCAAACAGCCUAACGCCUUCUCCAAGUCAGCAACGUCUCCUUGAACGCCACGCCAACAGUUCAUGGGAGGCCAGCCCUGUGUCGGCCCAACCCAACGUGAUUAGAUCAGCACCAGCUGAUAGGGUGUCAAGUCCGCUACUUGGUGGUUUGGAACGGAAUUCUUCGGCUCAAGCCACUAGAGCCUCUUCGACUUUCUCAUCAGUCAAGCGACCGAGAUUGUGUUCCGAGACAGAGGAGGAGUCCUUGCCAACUAGACCAAACUGUCGAAGCCGGUUCUUCACUCCCACGUCUCAAGGGUCCAGUCCAAGUGGAGAAAAGCUCGCAAGGAGCAAGAAGCAACGCAAAUCCACGUUGGGGGUUUUCUCUGACGAGGCCGCUGAAGAAAUCAUGUCACAGCUUCCGGAUCCCAGUGGAAGGCUUGAAAAUCCGCAAGACGGACCCAGAGUGGGCCAUGAGGCUGAUGCAGAACCACAUAUCAAAGACUGUAAGCCGCCAAGUCCCUCGGAUUUGACUGUGAGACCGGAGGCCCAGGAGGUUCACAAAGAGGAGGUAAGACAGAAGGACGUUCCGCGACUUGCGGAUAUUGACACCGAUCCAAAGGUAUUUCCCCAAGUAUUAGACUGUCGCGUUGAAAGACAGAGUUCUACGUUGCUCUCAAAAUUUGCGUUUCUACCGAAAGGAGCAUCUUCCGGACAAAGAAGCGGCCUUGACCAAAAGAAACCUCAAUUGGAAAACACGACACACGCUAGGACAGUUAGACCAUCUCCAGGUAUACUUAUUCGGCCUCGAGGGAGCUCGCCAAAGCGUCAACGUUUGACCCCUCUGCAACGAUUGGGCCAAAGUGCAUUAUCGCGGUCGCGGUCUAUGUGCCUUCCUACCACGGAUACAUUUGGAAGUUCAUCGAGCCAUGACAUCACAGGAGGAAUGAGUCUACGCUCUGAUAUAAUGAACACAGUUGCUCAUCAGGGCAGCGAGGAUUUGCUAAUCCCGAAUAGUGACGAGGAUGAUCCGGAUCACCAGAGCAGCGACGAGAAGCGAGAGCCUGUGAGGCUGGACCUCAAGAAGUUUUCUUUUGCUGCAUGAUAGAGCACUUCUGGAUAUUAUACCUAGAUGUAUUUAUUAGUUAUUCUCAUUUCAGGACACCACGGUGUUGGGAACUUGUUUGGGUGGGUGCCGGUUUGGUUUCUUCUCGCCAGGUUUGCUUUAUAAGACGGUUAUUGGCGUUUCUUUCAGGGAUUGGACGGUGUUUUGCGGAGCGAGAUGCCAUCGGCAUUGGUAUAUGUUAUUGGUACAUGUUGUAUUGGUGUAUACUGCAGCAUUUAAUAUAUAGGACGUUGCAUUUGAAUGAGGACAGAUGACAAG